CUGCCACCGUCUCUGCGAUCCUGCGCUCCCUCACCGGCUUCACUCCUCUUUCCUCUCACUGAUCGUCCCUCUCGGUGUUUCAGCGGAGGGGCUGCACGCGCGAUUGCGCUAUUGAUACCCACUUUACACUGUGUUUGUGGAAAGUCAGCCUCUCUCUCUCUCCCUCGCUCUCUCUGUCCUCCUCUCUGGCUGCGCUUUGGUAACCUAACAGGGAGGUGUUAACUACUUUUGCUUCCACAAAGCGCCUCCCGUUAUCUCCGGUGCUGCUGCGCAAGAGCCAGAAGGGCCACUGCUACUGAUAUUCCCACUCCGCAGAAAAGUUUUCGGUUUGUUGUGAGGAUAAAAAAAAAGAAGCCGGAAACCGAGGAGUCGUCUGCAGAAGACGCGGAUUCUACCACGGCGAGUUUGGCGACCACAUGACGAUGAGGAACCAGCUUUGACGAUCUGCGGAUGUCCACCCCCCCUCCCCGGACCAUUCGGCUUCCACAACGCGUCCAGCAAACUCUCCAAGAGGGAGGCUCUUACUUCUUAUUACCCAGGAGGACAAAUGUUAUCUUGACCAUUUAUUGUAUUUAUCACCAGGACUGAAGUUGUCCAAACUGUGAAGUCUGUAAAGGACUGAACAUACCCAACGGCACUUACCUGGCACGGAAUGAUCUGGACUGAACUGAGCUCAAGUGAAUUUGGCUGGAGACAGAUUAAGUCACGUUAGCUCCACUAAGGAGAGAUGAAUUGAAUUCAGGCUAACCUGAACUUACAAUUGCUGACACCCUUUAAUUUCUUAAAGAAUACUCUCCUCCCUUAGAAACCUUUUUAGGAGCCCCUUUCUUCAAAAAGCCAAAACCCUUAAGUGUCCACCCUAGAUUCCCUCACUUCCUCUGACCCUCUCCAAGGGUCUUGAACAGGCUCACAUUUUAUUGAGGAGGAAUCAUCUCUUCCUCCUCCUAAAAUCCUUACGACCUCUUCCUUUUGUCCAGACAUGGAUCUCCACAGGGCGGCCUUCAAGAUGGAGAGCUCCUCCUACCUGCCCAAUCCCCUGGCCUCCCCGGCCCUCAUGGUCCUGGCCUCCACCGCUGAAGCCUCUCGCGAUGCCUCAAUUCCCUGCCAGCAGCCACGUCCUUUUGGCGUCCCAGUAUCUGUUGAGAAAGACGUACAUUUGCCAUUCAACAAUGGUUCUUACACUUUUGCAUCAAUGUACCACCGCCAAGGUGCAGUUCCACCAGGAUUCCCCAACAGGGAUUUCCCUCCGUCCCUCCUUCACCUCCAUCAUCAGUUUGCCCCACCUAACCUGGACUGCUCGCCAAUCAGCAUGCUGAAUCACAGCGGCGUUGGCGCCUUCAGGCCUUUCGCCUCACCUCCAGAAGAUCGGGACGGAGCACCAGGCGGGUAUCAGUCUGCUUUCACCCCAGCCAAGCGCCUCAAAGGCUGCCUGGAUGCAGAUGCUUCACCUCACCUGCGGUACUCUGAUGCAGAGGGGAAAGAGUACGACUUUGGCGGUGCCCAGAUCCCUCCCGGAGGCUCGCCCAGCAGCGCCUUGAAAGCAGUGGAGGACAGUGGGAAAAAGAUCUUCGCUGUGUCAGGCCUCCUGUCUGAUCGAGAGACUUCCUCCAGCCCUGAGGACCGCAUAGAGCGCUGUAAAAAGAAGAUGUCCCUGUAUGACAGCCAGGCUCCAAUCUGUCCCAUCUGCCAGGUGCUGCUCAGGCCCGGAGAGCUACAGGAACACAUGGAGACGGAGAUAGAGAGGCUAGCCGCCAUAUGCUUCAGUAAGAACCCCUCACCCAAGGAUGGAGCAGCCACUCCGGGAACUCCGAAGUCAAUGCUGUUGUCAGUGCACAUCAAGCGCGAGGGAGAGUCUCCCGUGGUCUCACCCCUGUCCUCUGAAGACGCCCACCAUUCCGACAGAUACCAGACAUUUUUACGAGUUCGAGCAAACAGGCAAACAAGAUUGAAUGACUCUCCCUUUGCAGCCCGUAUAGGGAAGAUGAAGAGGAGGAAGCCUGAGGAGGGGGGCCAGGUAUGUCCGCUGUGCAGCGCCCCAUUGGCUGGGAGCGAGGAGGAGAUGAGUAGACAUGUGGAACAAUGCCUGAUCCAGCGUGAGGGUGCGUUAGGCGAUGAUGACUCCGCAGACAUGGAUGGAGAGAAUGGACGGGGCUUUGAGGAGUACGAGUGGGCGGGGCAGAAGAGGAUCAGAGCUACAGCUUUGCUGGAGGGAGGCUUCAGAGGAACAGGUUUUGCCACGUGUAGCAUCAAGGAGAGCGCGGCAGACAGCGAUGCCGACCUAGACGUGGACGGAGACGACACCUUGGAAUACGGCAAGGCCCAGUACACCGAGGCCGAUAUCAUCCCCUGCUCUGGAGCCGGAGAGGACCAAGGAGAAGCCAGGGAGAGGGAGGCGCUACGGGGAGCCGUGCUCAACGGUGGGAUGCCUUCUAACAGAAUAACGCCUGAAUUCUCCAAAUGGGCCAGUGACGAGAUGCCUUCAACGAGCAAUGGAGAAAGCAGCAAGACAGACCCCAGCACCCCUUCAUCCUCCUCCUCUUCCUCCUGCGCCCCGCGCACCUGUAAAAACAGUGAGAUCGAAAAGGUAACAGAGGAGGAGUCUACGGCUACUACCAUGGAGGCUCUGAAGGCUCGAAUCAGAGAGCUGGAGAGGCAGAUACUGAGAGGAGACCGAUACAAGUGUCUCAUCUGCAUGAGGAAGCCUGCUAUCCAGUCAGGUGCGGAGAUCAAGAGCCUAGGGGUGUGGCCAGGGCCCCGGCCGCUGGCCAAUGAGGUCGGAGAGAGGCAGCCUAAGUCCCUCCCCCUCGGCCUGUACUGCCUGUACAGGGGCCUUGUGAUUGGUGGCUACGGCAGCGGCAUAAAGAGGCUCCUCCCACAGCCCUUACGGAGGGACUCCUACACGAUGCCACUCACUUCCAUCCAGUGCUGGCACGUGCAUUGUGAAGAAUGCUGGCUCAGGACUCUGGGGAACAAGAAGCUGUGCCCGCAGUGCAACACCAUCACCUCACCCGGAGACCUGAGACGUGUCUACUUGUAAAGAGCACACCCCUGCCCCCCCCUCCUCCCGCCUCUUUGUCGUUCCGAUUCAUUCCUCUUCUCAUCUUGGAUUUCAUCGUCCGCCCUCGUCAAUCCUUAUUUGUUUGCCCUUUCUCAUGGCCUGGGUUGCUCGCUCCAAACCCUCCAAGAGCGUACAGAGACAAGACGGCUGUCUUUGAGACUCCACUGGCUCUUUCAGGAGGGCAAAAACUAGAUGAAACUGAAUGACUGAGCAGAACUCACUGACUCUCCAGCUGGCUGCCUGGCCACCUAAAAAAAAAGAAAAAAAAAAAAAAAGAAGACAGAGACCUGCAGUCCCACUGGUCAACAGGCUUGUUUCCUCUGCCUCACUGACAUGACUCCCUGUACAUGUAACAUAGGGUAUUAUCCACUGAAGGACUUAAAGCCAGUGGAGGACCCUGACACCCAGCUAAACCCUGCUGAAACGUGGUAGCUUCACGCUGCUGAAGCUGGACCUGAAAGGAACUUCUUAAUACAGAAUAUAAAGACUUCUUUUUUUCCCCUCUAGCUCUUCUAUGACAUUUCGAUGGUGCUGGACAAUGGGCUCUACCCCGAAGACUCGACAGAAAGCUUCUUUUUUGUUCACUAUCCCAGAGAGAAAACUCUUGUCUUCAUGCCCCUGUUGCUUAAGAGAAUUAAAAAAAGGGCCUGUCCACUAAAACUGAGCUUUCAACCAAACUGAGAAUAACCUCACAACCUUGAAAAGGAGUUUGACACUCCUCCUCCACCUCUUCUUCCUCUCGCGAGCCCUUCCCUCCCCUUCUUCCCUCUUUUGUGGUGUUCUAGUGAAGUAAACCAAAAUUUCUCCCCCUCCAAGAUGCAGUGCAAGCACAUGUAAUAUAGUUCUAUGUAUGUUUACAAUGUUGGGUGUAAAUGACAUAGAGUUCACACACGCAUACGUACACACACAUGCAUAUACAUUACCAUCAGCUGACACAAACAGAAGUAUAUAAUAUCAAAGUCCUGUUGUAAGUUGGAAGGGUCUGGGAAUGAUGUUUGGGGAAAAAAAUGGCUGGAAUAAAAGAAGCCUUCUGUAUUUUUAAAAAAGAUCAUUUGAAGAUCUGUUAUUUCACUGUACAGGAAUAAAAAAUUUAAGUAAUAAUAAACAACUCAAGACUAGAUGGUCAAGAUUUAGGUGGUGUAAUUUUUCUGCAGAGUACCCUGAAAAACUGUAGAACAUGAAGCAAGGAAAGAUCUUUUGUUAGUUUUUUGAAGUGGAGAGAUUCCUACUGCCCAAGAUUUACUGCAAACAAGCAGAAAGAUGGAACUGCUCUUUAGUUGCAACAAUUUCCAACUGAGCCUCUUCUUUUAACCUCCAUUACUGCUUCCUCUCAGUUGGAGUAACAUCACGCUCAGAUCAUAGUCUAGAAAUGUUUUGUUUUACCCCUACAUGUCUCAAAGAAAGCUUUUUUCCAUUGUUCUCAUACUGCUACGCUGCACAAAGGUCCCAAAAUGGCAACCCCCGAAGGGCAGGUUCUUUCUAGCUAUAACAGAUGAGGGAAGUCUCUGGAAAAGAAGGAUAGCCAAAGGCUGAACUGGCAACUUCCAGAUCCCACAGCAUUUCCCCCUUCCCUUUACGGCAGCAGCAGCAGCAGCAGCAACCAAGGUGGUGGUGUGCUUUGUGUUUGUAAAACUAUGUAUUCUGUGAUGUCUGUAUUGUUGUAAGAAAUGCUGAAAAAAAAAGAAAAAAUAAAACUUCUCAAAUAC
This is a messenger RNA of Epinephelus lanceolatus (giant grouper), 4764 nucleotides long. The record is from RefSeq and is a predicted model, not a curated record. NCBI's taxonomy places the organism in Eukaryota, Metazoa, Chordata, Actinopteri, Perciformes, Serranidae.